AUGUCGGUCAAGUUCGAGAAAACGACGGAGGAGACGGUCAAGGCCGCGCAGAAUGUCAUGUCGGGAGCCGAGGGCGGUCACCUGCCGGGCACCAGCGGCAAGCACCCCGUCGCUGCUGCGAUCGGCACUGCUUUGACCGGCGGCAAGGAGAUGGCGGGCGUAAAGGGCUAUCUCGCGGCGUACAUCAAGCAGAUUGAGGAGAACCCGCUGCGGACCAAAAUGCUGACGGCCGGCACCCUGGCCGGUGCGCAGGAGCUGAUUGCGUCCUUCUUGGCCAAGGACCGCAACAAGCACGGCAACUACUUCACCUCGCGCGUGCCCAAGAUGGCGGCCUACGGUGCGCUCAUCAGCGCGCCUCUGGGCCACUUUCUCAUCUGGCUGCUCCAGCUGACCUUCCGCGGACGCACCAGCCUCAAGGCCAAGAUCAUGCAGAUCGUAGUCAGCAACUUGAUUAUUGCGCCGAUCCAAAACAGCAUCUAUCUGGUCGCCAUGGCCCUGAUUGCUGGCGCCAGGACGUACCACCAGGUGCGCGCCACCGUCAAGGUCGGCUUCUGGAAGGUGAUGCGCGUCUCGUGGAUUACCUCGCCCAUCUGCCUUGCCUUUGCGCAGAAGUUCCUGCCCGACCAGCUCUGGGUCCCCUUUUUCAACAUUGUGUCGUUCAUUAUCGGUACCUACAUCAACACCGUCACCAAGAAGAAGCGCCUCGCAGCCCUCCGCAAGAAGCACUUUGGUGACAACCGCAACAGCGGCAUGGGCCGCUCCGAUGAGUACAACGGUGGAAUGGGCCCCAACCCACCCUACUAG
Messenger RNA from Emericellopsis cladophorae, 804 nucleotides. Its product is annotated as PXMP2/4 family protein-like protein. The coding region runs from base 1 to 804 and encodes 267 amino acids. The transcript is spliced from 2 exons. Gene Ontology annotation, cellular component: cytoplasm; membrane. Lineage: Eukaryota; Fungi; Ascomycota; Sordariomycetes; Hypocreales; Bionectriaceae. The record is from RefSeq and is a predicted model, not a curated record.